UGAACCAUACGUUAAAUAUUUGGAUCUAAAUAAAUUCACAUGUUGUAACGAUUAUGUUCCUGUUUAAAUUUAACCUUUCUUUGAUUAAAAAUACGGAUAAAUGAACGAACAAAUGAUGCUUUGUUAAAACAAUUCAUUUUAUCAAUUACAAUGCUAGCUGUAACUCAAGUGUCUACACUUCAUUAAGUAUCAUCUGAUUAAGACGAGAAACCCGGUACAGUGCUGCAAUUAAAAUUUCAUUAUAGCGAGCUACUGGGAGUGUUGUUAAUUGAAAACAUAGAUUUGCCAAACGGUAACAAGGAUUCUCUAGUUUAAGUGCAGUUUCUUUUAAGACUCAAUCCAAAAAAAUGAAUCAAGUAUACAAGGCAGUUCUUUUCGGAUUAAAUUAUGCAUUACUGUUUGGAAUUACGGGAGUUUCAUGUGAUACGGGAUAUAUGUUGACCUUCCCACAGACGUUACAAAUAGGAGCAAAAGAGAAGUUUUGUUUAGAACUUUACAACGUUUCAAAAACUGUCGAUCUAUUUUUAAACAUUUCUUGCUAUGGAAGAUCUGUUCAACAUCACCCAAAGACAUUUAGAUCAGGCAACUCAGGUUGUUUUAUCUGGUCUCUUCCACAUUCCCUCACUGCCGGUACCUGCAGCAUUGACAUCAGAGGAGAAGAUGGGAACGAAGGUGAUAAUAUGUUCACACAAAGUAAAGAAAUCCAGAUUGUUGACACUCAUCAGAUCACCUUCAUACAGACAGACAAACCAGUGUAUAAACCAAGGGAUACAGUGAAGUUUCGACUGUUGACUGUCACUCAAGACUUAAAACCAUUAAAAGCAGAUAUAGACAGUGUAACUAUACAUGAUCCUCAUGAUUUCUACAUGAGACAGUGGUUAGCUGUUCAGCCACAGGCAGGAUUGGUGAGUUUAGAUUACCGUUUAUAUGAUGAACCUGUGCUGGGUGACUGGAAGAUUGUUGCUGUUGUCAAUGGAAGGAAAAUUGAACAGUCAUUUAGUGUACAGCAAUAUGUGCUGCCUAAAUUUCAAGUGUACAUGGAGUUACCUAAAUCCUUAACAGUGGCAACAAAAAGUUUACAGUUUGAAGUUUGUGCCAGAUACACAUUUGGUAAGCCUGUAACUGGGAGUGUCAGUGCCUCAGUUUGCCUAGAGAACACCGAGACAAGCUGGUUCUGUGAGAAUCGACUCAGACCAUGUGCUUACAUACAGUCAAAGAUGAAUGGUUGCCACAAUUUUACAGUAGAGACAAAAGAUUUGAAAGUUACAGAAAGGCAGUUUUCUUUGUUAUGUAAACCAAGGCUUAUGGUACAUGCAAAUGUUACAGAAAAAGAUACAGGUUUAACAGUUGAGGAGAAACAACAAGGUGUUGGUGUUUGGGAGGAAAGGGUCAAGUUGAAGUUUAUCUCUGAUAAAUAUUUCAAACCAUUUUUUCCAUACACAGGGAAGCUGUAUGCCUGGAAGCCUGAUGGUUCCCCAGCAGCAGGAGAGAAAGUGACACUAACCAUAGGAAAACUUGGCAUUCUUGCUACACUUUACAUAGACAAGACUGGGCAUGCUGAGUUCAGCAUACAGAACCUUACACAUUCAACGCCUUACUUUAUUCUUCAUGCAAAGACUGAUGACAGUGAUUACACAGAUAAGAAGUACUACACCAUCUUUCCAGCGACAACAAAGAAACACGUGAAACAGUGGUAUUCUCCAACAUCGAGCUAUGUGAGACUGUCGACAGAACAUCAAGGACAGAGAACUUGUGGUGAAACCAUUACUAUUGAUGUUGUGCACUCAAUCACGUCUGAUAUAACUAUACAGAGUGUCACUGCUCAGAUUAUGUCAAAAGGCAAUAUCAUAGAGCACACUGAUGUAACAGAAGAGAUGUCAAGAAGUUCUCCAUACCUACCCUUUCUGAAAGGUCAAGUAUUGACACCUAGACUUAAUGCACGCAGUCCACGUAGAAAUGAUGACAGAGGUGAUGAAGAUCAUAGUUUACAGCCAGGGCCUCUAUCGGAUCUUGGAAAUUUUGAAGCAGGGCCUCCAGGAUCAGGAAGCCAGGCUGCAGGGCCUCCUGGGUCUUCAACGGGAACCAAACAUCCUGCCCGUCAGGAAAAUCUAGAUUUGGACGAAGCAAUGGCUCCAGGACCUAUACCUCAAGAUCUGACUGCUAUUGCUGUAGAAGGAGAUCCCUUGUCUGUGACCCUAACGUGGCAGCCCCCACAGGAACCUGAUGGAGAGAUUACAGGUUACCUUGUGUUUUACACCACUGACCUGACCAAGGACGACUUUGACUGGGUAGUGGAAGGUGUUAUAGGAGAUAGGCUGUCUGUGGAAAUCAAUGAUCUAACAGCUGAUACAGUGUACUAUUUCAGAGUGCAGGCAAGAACGAGAUCUGGCUAUGGACCCAAGUCUCCUACCACAAUAUACAUAACUCCAAAAAGUAGCGGUAAAGAUAGCAUAUAUUCUGAUAUGACACCACCCAACUUACGUCACUUUAGUCUACGUCAGUACAUAUCUAGGGACAUGGCCCCUAAAAUGAGGUUGCUGGUGUAUAUGAUCACAAACACAAGAGAGAUGGUCGCUGAUACGCUGGAUAUCGAUGUGGGCCAUUGCUACAACAAUCAGGUCAAUAUGACAUUUAAGCAGAGGACAGUGCGGCCAGGUGACACGGUCGACCUGACAUUAAAGGCAAGCCCUGGAUCUCUGUGCUCUGCGGGUAUGGUAGACAAGAGCGAGUAACUCCACGGUGGCAUCAACU
This is a messenger RNA of Mercenaria mercenaria, 2751 nucleotides long. RefSeq names its product pregnancy zone protein-like. The record is from RefSeq and is a predicted model, not a curated record. Gene Ontology annotation, molecular function: protein binding; endopeptidase inhibitor activity. Bases 348 to 2732 code for a protein of 794 amino acids. Lineage: Eukaryota; Metazoa; Mollusca; Bivalvia; Venerida; Veneridae. The transcript has 17 exons.